ACACCACUACUGAACCACAGUCUUUUCUGCAGUCUUUCAAUCAGGAAAAAUAAUUUAUUGCAGAAGAAAAACCAAAAUAUCGCGUAGUUUACGUAUAGGAAUGGCUAAAUGGGGUCCAAAUUAAGAGGCUCGAGCAGGUCGCCUCUGGCUACUACAUCAGUGGGCACGGCAACACAGCCCUGACUAUGUCACCCAACAUACCGCUCUUUGUGCAGGUCUUGUAUGCGUGCAAUGCUAACAUUUUCAGCGGGAUAACAGCUAUCUCGGACGGUGGAUGCUCGGAGCCUCGCUACAGCAUCAUCGCAUCGACACGCAUGAACCCGGACAGCGAUUGCACUAAAUCGUUCACGGAAAGCUGCACGGUACUGCUGCCGACGCCACACGUGGAAACCACCUUCUGCGCAUCUUCGUCGAGCACGAUGACCACGGUAUCCGCCCCCAAGAAGGACCUGCUGCUGCCUAUAAAUUGGAGCUCACCGAGGGUCAGCUUCAGUGGGCACGGCAACACAGCCGUGACUAUGUCCCCCAACAUGCCGAUCUUUGUGCAGGUCUUGUAUGCGUGCAAUGCUAUCAUCUUCAACGGGAUAACAGCUCUCUCGGACGGUGGAUGCUCGGAGCAUCGCUACAGCAUUAUCGCAUCGACACGCAUGAAACCGGACAGCGAUUGCACUACAUCGUUCACGGAAAGCUGCACGGUACUGCUGCCGACGCCACACGUGGAAACUGUAUCGCCAUGUGAUAAGACAUGCGCGGAAGUCUUCUGUAUUUUAGUUACUCCGCGCAAGAUACGCCAUUUAUCUUUUUCCUUGGCCACACGUGUUGGCCUGCCUAUAUAAUCGAGCCUCAAAUAAAGGUGGCGGCCCCUUACGCUCAUCAGAUGACGUCCUGUUUCUGUCAUCAAAUGCAGCGCAACGAUACAUGGUGUCAGAAGUGCCAGGCGUGCCCGACGACGCGCUAAUGAGAGUCAAGUUUUGGGAGCUACGACACUGAAAUGGAUCUUCUGAAGCCUCCAGACCCUCUUCGUAUCACAGGUGACGUCUCCAAAAACUGGCAGCUAUUUAAGCAAAAGCUAGAGCUCUACGUUACCGUAGUGAAACCCCAAGACAAACCUCUGAGCGAUGCUGCAAAGAUGGCACUACUGCUGACAUUGGCCGGCGAUGAAAUUCUCAAAAUAUUUAACAAUUUUGUUUUUAAAGAAGAUGAAAGUAGAGAUUACAAGACCGUCGUAGAGAAGUUGGACAACUACUGGAGCGCACAGACAAAUGAAGUGUACGAGCGGUAUGUGUUCCGGAAGAGAAUGCAGGCGGCAGGGGAAACGUUCGAACACUUUGUACGCGACGUGAGGAAGCAGGCCCGGCAAUGCAAUUUCGAAGGGUUGGCCGACUCCAUGAUCCGCGAUCAAAUUGUAAUUGGAAUCAAUAAUCAGACUUUACGCAUGAAGGUUCUCCAAGACAACCAGCUAACAAUGGCUAAAGCGGAACAAAUAUGCAAGGCAUUCAAAGCAGCAGCUCUCCAGAAUGAAGCAUGGGCUCAAAAAGAACAAAUAGAUCCGGUGCAGAUGACGCAAGAAAAAAGAUUGCCUCAAGGAAAACCCAAGUGUUCCAAGUGCGGCAGGGUGCACAAGCCACGAAACUGCCCGGCCUAUGGAAAAACGUGCAGAGUAUGUCAGUCAAAGAACCACUUCGCAGCGUGCUGUCGAAAGGCAGCGCAAGUCAGUGAAUUGAGCGACGACGAGGAUGACUUCAUGUUGGAUGUCUGUGGACUGCGUAGGAACCAAGCGUGACUGGAUGGUCAAGGCGAACGUUGGUGGUGAGCAAGUUUUUCUGAAGAUUGACACGGGUUCACAAGCAAAUCUACUGCCAUUCUCUAUCUACAAGAACAUCAAACCAAGACCGCUCCUCCGACAGAGCACUUCCACGCUAAGAUCGUACAGUGGAUCCACAAUCAAGCAUGUGGGCGUCAUCAGCGAACAAGUGGUCAUCGGGGGCCAAAGCUGCAAGCUGAAAUUUUUCGUUGUCAAGAAGGGACAUCAGGCGCUGCUUGGGCUGAACGCGACGGAACAGCUCGGAUUGAUUACCAGAAACGUAGAUACUGUAACAAGCAGUUCUGAAAAACUUCUGCAGGAAUGCAGCGAGGUUUUCCAAGAUACCGGCUGCGUCCAACGCCAAUACAAGAUGGUGCCCAAGAAAGGCUCAGUUCCAGUUGUACAAGCAGCCCGGCGUGUACCCUUGACCCUGCGGGAACCACUGCGCAAGGAACUGAGGCGAAUGGAAGAAGCCGGAAUCAUUGUCAAGGUCAACGAGCCGACUGACUGGGUGAGCCCCUCAUCCUGGCGGACAUGCUUUCAAGAGCUACAGUUCCCGACCCAGAAGGUGACGCCGCAGGUGAGGAAGACAUCGAAAUACACGCCAAAUUGCAGAGCUGGAGGACACGUCAUCGACAACGGUAAUCUACAAACUGGGAGCCAUAUUUGCCAGAUAUGGAAUCCCGGUAGAAGUGUGGAGCGACAAUGGACCCCAGUUUGCAAGUCGAGAAUUCCGCCUAUUCGCGGACAAGUACGACUUUCGACAUAUGACAUCGAGUCCGGAGUUCCCUCGUUCAACGGCUUGGCGGAGAAGGGAGUUCAGGUGGUGAAACGGAUUCUGAAGAAAACGAACGAAGCAGGCGAAGAUUUCUGGCUGGGUCUCCUGAGUUACCGGUCGACGCCUCUGGAUGGUGGACGGUCACCGGGAGAAUUGUUGCAAGGACGACAACUAAGGUCAACCUUGCCAGAUUUCAACGUCCAAGAGAAGGUGAAAGUGCAAAAGCACAUUCAGUUUGAUCGUUCAAAAGGGCCGCUUCCACCCCUUGAAGAAGGUCAAGUCGUGAGGAUCAAGAGGAAAGCUUGGUCGCAGAAAGCCAAGGUUAUUGGUCAGACGCACCCGAGAUCGUACAACGUUUUCACCCAGGGGAACAAGCUUAUUAGGCGGAACCGGCAGCAUAUGUUACCCACAAAGGAAACUUUCAACCCCGAUGUUCUUGGUGGCCUCAGCGACGAUUACGUUCGUCACUCCACGCCGGCUACACCAGUAAAUCCCGGCGAGAACCGCACGCAGGACGUGCAAGUGACAGCGCAACCAAGUGCAGCUGAUAACCCAGAUCAGGUGACACCGCAAGCGUCCGCUCUUCUGCCUAUUAGAAGAUCGAGCAGGCAGAGACGGCCCCCCACGCGGCUACAAUACGACCAGAACUUUAACCAAGUGCCUUGAAUAUUGUUCGUAUCAUGCUUUUUUUUCGUUUUUUUUUGUUCAGAAGAAGGUUGUAUCGCCAUGUGAUAAGACAUGCGCGGAAGUCUUCUGUAUUUUAGUUACUCCGCGCAAGAUACGCCCUUUCUCUUUUUCCUUGGCCACACGUGUUGGCCUGCCUAUAUAAUCGAGCCUCAAAUAAAGGUGGCGGCCCCUUUACGCUCAUCAGAUGACGUCCUGUUUCUGUCAUCAAAUGCAGCGCAAC
Molecule: messenger RNA, 3489 nt
Organism: Dermacentor silvarum
Lineage: Eukaryota; Metazoa; Arthropoda; Arachnida; Ixodida; Ixodidae
Exons: 3
Coding region: 1737-3248 (503 amino acids)
Source: RefSeq, a predicted model, not a curated record